AUGUGUCACACCAGCUGCUCUUCAGGCUGCCAGCCAUCAUCCUGCUGUGUGUCCAGCCCCUGCCAGCCAGCCUGCUGUGUGUCCAGCCCCUGCCAGCCAGCCUGCUGUGUGUCCAGCCCCUGCCAGGCAUCCUGCUGCAGGCCUGCUAUAUGCAUUCCUGUGAGGUACCAGGUGGCCUGCUGUGUGCCUGUGAGCUGCAGGCCCACUGUGUGCGUGGCUCCCUCCUGCCAGUCCUCUGUGUGUGUGCCCGUGAGCUGCCGGCCUGUCUGUGUGAGCUCCUCCUGCCAGUCAUCCGGGUGCUGCCAGCCCUCCUGCCCCACCCUGGUCUGCAGACCUGUCACCUGCAGCAAUCCCUCCUGCUGCUGA
Peromyscus eremicus (cactus mouse) is the source of this 366-nucleotide messenger RNA. RefSeq names its product keratin-associated protein 12-1-like. The record is from RefSeq and is a predicted model, not a curated record. Gene Ontology annotation, cellular component: keratin filament. Bases 1 to 366 code for a protein of 121 amino acids. Lineage: Eukaryota; Metazoa; Chordata; Mammalia; Rodentia; Cricetidae. The transcript is spliced from 2 exons.